Messenger RNA from Candidula unifasciata, 1455 nucleotides. The record is from the annotation of a GenBank genome assembly. NCBI's taxonomy places the organism in Eukaryota, Metazoa, Mollusca, Gastropoda, Stylommatophora, Geomitridae.
AUGAACAUCAGUAAUAGUAGCAUGCCAGAGGCUGUUCGGAACACCCUCUCCCCAAGGGAUUGGGCCACUAGAAUUCAGAUUAAUGGAGUUUUAUCAAAAAAGCCACUGGGUCACCAGUCAAGCAGAUGGACAAAAAGGUUUUUCUUGGUCAAAGAUGGAUUUCUGAUGUACUAUGACGUCAAUGAGAAAAAAGAUUAUGAAAGACGAGAUUAUUUCAACAUUCACCCCAAGGGUGUAGUACCACUGGGGGAGUGCCACUUCAAGCCUUGUAGGGAACCACAGCAGCCAUUUUGUAUUCUGCUUGAGAGCCCAGAGAUUGAUGGAAAAUUGGUUUUGGCAGCAGAGAGUGAGUUUGAAAGGGAUCGGUGGCUGGAGACUCUGGAACAGUCAAGAAGAGUAACAUGGAAAAAUACACAGCUUGGCGAUGAAAUGAUACGAAGGCUACAGAAUGAAGGACUAGAAGCAGCCAUAGAAAAACAAUCCUAUAUAGAUCGGCUGCAGUUGGAAGUGCUGGCUCUUUCUGAAGAAAAAAUAAAAUCUGAGGAGUUGGAGAGGUUAAACCAAGAGUUGGAGGAAGAGAAACAGAAGCUUGCAUCUUUCACUAAAGAAAUUCAAGAAGAAUAUGACCGAAUUAAAGAGGAGUUGAAUGAAACUGUCAAUUUAGUCAAACAAGUUGAGGAAGACAGAAUAGUUCUCUCACAAUCGUUGCAGCAACAAAGGCAGCAUUUAGAGAAUUUAAACAAAGACAAACAAAGAAUUCUUGAGGAGUUACAACAAAGCAUGCAGGAGCAGACGUGUCUGAGCCAGGAGAAGAAGUCCUUGUCUCAGAGAACAGAAGAGCUCCAGCUUCAGUUGCAAGAUAUUGAAAGUCAGACUAGCAGUAUAGAGAGAACACGAAUCUCAGCAGAAAGGAGAUUGAGAGACAACGAAGAAAGACUUGAGCAGCUCGAAGCGGAGAAAACUGCCAUCACAAAUCACGCUCAUGAGCUGGAGUUCACGAUACACGACCUUGUGUCGCAGAAAGAGAUGACUGAAAAAGAGUUGAAGGAAGAAAUUAGGGCGAGAAUCUCGGCGGAGGAAAGAUUGAAAGAAGCUGAGAGGUCUUUGAGGUGUAUUGACAAAGCUGUGAAUUCACAGUCACAUCGAAUUGAAAGUGAGGCUAAAGAAGAAAUGACAGUAAACGUCAAAAAGCUGAAAGACUUCUUUGAAGAUUUAGCAGAGGAAGCAAGAAUUACAUCUGAUAAGCCACUGAUCAUUCGAAAUGGAAUUAUGGCCAGGAAAACUAUUGCUAGGCGAGCGCAGACUUUGAGAUACGAGAACAGGAAGAGGUCAACAAGGGUUCAGUCGUGCGAUGUGACCUCUCUGAGGCCUAAAACAACAACUCGUAGAGUAGCAACAUCAGUGAACCAUGGCACCAGCGAAGACAUGUCUGCAGUUUUUGAAGAGAACUUCUGA